UGCUUAGUAGACGAGCCUUGAGUAUUUAGGAUAAUAAUUUAACUGCUAAAUCCUUAGAAAUUGGAUCGAGUUUAAUUUUGAAUUUAUUUUUAAGAGUUUGAUAUUAAUUUUAACUUAUAGUGCUCAUCCGCCGUGUACGAUAAUGUCUGUGGAUCCCUUCCGUUUCGAUAAAAAUGACAUAGUGCUGUGUUACCACAGAUCUAUGCUAUAUGAAGCAAAGUGCUUAAAACGACGAAUUGGACCUGACGGUGAAUUGAACUACUACAUUCAUUACAUAGGGUGGAAAACGAAAUGGGAUGAAUGGGUACACGAUGAUCGUGUUUUGUCUGUAAAUGAGUUUUCGCUUGACCACAUGAAAGCACUCCAAGACCAACACAAGUUUAAAAAACAUUUUAACAAAGGAAGAGUUGGCAGACGUAAAAAAAAUACUGAAGUAAACCAAACCACUGAUGCUCCAUCUUCGGCUACUGAAGAGUCUGAACCAUCUUCUAAUCCGGUUUUGGUUGCAUUCAGAACUGUUGGUCUAAUAGAAAAUAACAUUAAUAACUUACCUGCCAUACAAGAGUUUUUGCCUCCAUACGAUAAACAACUAAAAUUUGAUGUGCCUACAAUUCUGAAACGGCGAUUGUCCUACGACUAUAAUAUGAUAAACGUUUUUAACAAGCAAUUAAAGUUUCCAUCCAAAUUCACUGUUAUGCAUCUCAUUGAUGGUUAUAUCGGUUCCAAACAAAAAUCAACAAUAUUUGUUAGGGAAAGAGCUUUGUGUGUUGGAUCGACUUUUAUUCAAUAUUUUAAUUCACGAAUACAGACGCUGCUAUAUGCGAAAGAACGUAAUAAUGAAGUGCACAAUAAAGCUGUUGCUCUGUUAUCAGAAAAAAUAAGACUUGACAGUUUACAAUUCAAAUAUAAAAACAUUUAUUCGGAAGACUUGUGGUGUACAGUUUAUGGACCCAUUUAUUUACUAAGGCUAUGUGUUAAUUUGAAAAAAUUUCUAAGACCAAAGUUUGUGACCGAAGACAACCAGCUCUCUUCCAUUGCUGAUAGCAUAAAUGAUUUUUUCAAGUACCUAGAACAGCAACAUUCCAAAUAUUUUGCCAACGAUGACUACGAACCUGCAACUGAUACGAGCGAGACAGAAGUAUCGUUAACAUAAUCUAUUUUUCACAUCACUAAAAAUUCAUCCUCUCAAUUCUUAGUUUUCUUCCUAUUUUGAUAUAAACUAAAUUAUUUGAGCAGUGAAGUAUAAUUUUAUGUAUUUUAUAAUGUGUUCAGAAUUUAUAUUUGAAUUUUUUUCUACGUCAUCCA
This is a messenger RNA of Adelges cooleyi (spruce gall adelgid), 1305 nucleotides long. RefSeq lists its product as uncharacterized. The transcript has 10 exons. Gene Ontology annotation, biological process: regulation of DNA-templated transcription; chromatin organization. Gene Ontology annotation, cellular component: nucleus; histone acetyltransferase complex. The record is from RefSeq and is a predicted model, not a curated record. Lineage: Eukaryota; Metazoa; Arthropoda; Insecta; Hemiptera; Adelgidae. Bases 143 to 1153 code for a protein of 336 amino acids.